This is a messenger RNA of Acanthamoeba castellanii str. Neff, 516 nucleotides long. Its product is annotated as jumonji domain containing 6, putative. The record is from RefSeq and is a predicted model, not a curated record. NCBI's taxonomy places the organism in Eukaryota, Discosea, Longamoebia, Acanthamoebidae. Bases 1 to 516 code for a protein of 171 amino acids. The transcript is spliced from 6 exons.
AUGGCCUUCAGUGAGUACCUUGAUCGAGUCUCGUGGGACGAACGGCUGUCUGUCACAGAGGAAGCCGAUAAGUUCCCUCAUCUCACCGGCGGCUGGGCUAGCCCAUCCCUCUUUGGCCCCAACCUCUACGAAACGAUUCCUUCCGGGGUGUGCCCGCCUUUCAAAUAUUUGAUCGUCUCGGCUAGUGGCUUCGGCACUCCACUGCACACUGAGCCAGACGGGGGUAGCACGUGGCUGGCUCUGUUGUCCGGCCGCAAGCGAUGGCUGGUGUUUCCGCAAGACGCCGACAUCACCACCUUCCCCAAUUACCACGAAGACAUGUCGGCGCACGAGUUCUUUAGCCAAGUGAUGUGGGAGGGAGUGCAAGAGCCAGGAGAGAUCCUCUAUGUGCCCAGUGGCUGCGCGCAUGUGGUGCUCACAUUGGACGCCUCGGUGGCCAUAUCAGUCGAUUUCAUCAACGACACCAACCUCCCCUUCAUCGCGCCACACCUGCGUGCUUUGAUCUGCCCCCAAUAA